This is a messenger RNA of Hypomesus transpacificus, 859 nucleotides long. RefSeq names its product ribosomal protein S6 (gene rps6). Bases 74 to 823 code for a protein of 249 amino acids. The record is from RefSeq and is a predicted model, not a curated record. The transcript has 6 exons. NCBI's taxonomy places the organism in Eukaryota, Metazoa, Chordata, Actinopteri, Osmeriformes, Osmeridae. Gene Ontology annotation, molecular function: structural constituent of ribosome. Gene Ontology annotation, biological process: translation. Gene Ontology annotation, cellular component: ribosome.
CCCUAUGUGAGCCAGCAAGGCGGAUAUCCGUCCUCUUUUCGGUGGCGGCCCGUUGUCGAGUCAGUUUUCCAAAAUGAAGCUGAAUAUCUCAUUCCCCGCCACUGGCUGUCAGAAGUUGAUCGAAGUUGACGAUGAGCGAAAGCUACGUACCUUCUAUGAGAAGCGCAUGGCCACUGAAGUGGCAGCCGACCCCCUGGGAGAUGAGUGGAAGGGCUACGUCGUGCGCAUCAGCGGAGGCAAUGACAAGCAGGGCUUCCCCAUGAAGCAGGGCGUGCUGACCCACGGCCGCGUGCGCCUGCUCCUCAGCAAGGGCCACUCCUGCUACCGCCCCCGCAGGACCGGAGAGCGUAAGCGCAAGUCGGUGCGCGGCUGCAUUGUGGAUGCCAACCUCAGCGUGCUCAACCUGGUCAUCAUCAGGAAAGGUGAGAAGGAAAUCCCUGGGCUGACCGACAGCACCGUCCCUCGCCGCCUGGGACCCAAGAGGGCCAGCAAGAUCCGCAAGCUCUUCAACCUGGCCAAGGAGGAUGACGUCAGGCAGUACGUGGUGAGGAGACCCGUGACUAAAGAAGGUAAGAAGCCCAGAACCAAGGCUCCCAGGAUCCAGAGACUGGUGACCCCCCGUGUGCUGCAGCACAAGCGUCACCGCAUCGCCCUGAAGAGGCAGCGCACCCAGAAGAACAAGGAGGAGGCCUCAGAGUACGCCAAGCUGCUCGCCAAGAGGAUGAAGGAGGCCAAAGAGAAGCGUCAGGAACAGAUCGCCAAGAGACGCCGUCUGUCUUCCCUGAGGGCGUCCACAUCCAAGUCUGAGUCCAGCCAGAAGUGAAAUGUAACUCUGAAUUAAACAAAGGUUUUGCUCAAA